This is a messenger RNA of Olea europaea var. sylvestris, 2059 nucleotides long. Its product is annotated as ERAD-associated E3 ubiquitin-protein ligase HRD1B-like. Bases 163 to 1701 code for a protein of 512 amino acids. The transcript has 8 exons. Lineage: Eukaryota; Viridiplantae; Streptophyta; Magnoliopsida; Lamiales; Oleaceae. The record is from RefSeq and is a predicted model, not a curated record.
AUAUAAGGUACCCUCCUCUACCAUUUCCCCAUUGUUCUUCAACCUAUAAUGCAAAAUUCAUUCAUUAAAUGAAUUAAAUUUACUGUGCUAUAUUUCGAUACAUUUGGACAGCAGGAUUUCUGACGAGAAGGUGAAUUCAAAUUCCCGAGGGAAACAGUUAAAAUGAUGAGGCUUAAAACUUAUGCCGGGCUUAGCUUAAUAGCUACACUGGCAGUUAUCUAUCAUGCCUUUAGUAGUAGAGGUCAAUUCUAUCCAGCAAUGGUUUAUUUAUCGACUUCCAAGAUCAAUCUGGUGCUUCUUUUGAACAUGGGUCUGGUUGUUAUGUGCAUUUUGUGGCAAUUAACCAAGAAAAUCUUCCUUGGAUCACUGCGAGAAGCGGAAGUUGAAAGGCUGAAUGAGCAGUCAUGGAGGGAAGUGAUGGAAAUACUGUUUGCAAUCACCAUUUUCCGACAGGACUUCUCAGUUACAUUUCUCUCAAUGGUUACCACUCUACUUUUGAUCAAGGCUUUGCAUUGGUUGGCUCAGAAAAGGGUUGAGUACAUUGAAACAACUCCUUCUGUUCCUAAGCUUUCUCACAUCCGCAUUGUCUCUUUCAUGGGAUUUCUCCUCCUUAUCGACAGUCUCUUUCUGUACAAUUCUGUAAAAUAUUUGAUAGAAACCCGAAAACCUUCAGUGUCGCUCUUCUUUGCAUUUGAAUACAUGAUACUGGCAACAACAACUGUGUCGACGUUAGUGAAAUAUGUAUUCUAUGUUAGUGACAUGCUUAUGGAUGGACAAUGGGAAAAGAAAGCUGUCUACACUUUUUACUUGGAGCUUAUUAGGGACUUACUGCACUUGACUAUGUACAUGUGUUUCUUCCUCGUGAUUUUUAUGAACUAUGGUGUGCCUCUUCACUUGAUCCGAGAACUUUAUGAGACAUUUCGAAACUUCAAAAUUCGUGUGGCUGAUUACAUACGUUAUCGGAAGAUCGCUUCUAAUAUGAAUGAUCGUUUUCCAGAUGCAACACCUGAAGAGCUUACUUCAAGUGAUGCAACCUGCAUCAUAUGUCGUGAGGAGAUGAUAACAGCUAAGAAACUUAUUUGCGGGCAUAUUUUUCAUGUGCACUGCCUGAGGUCGUGGUUAGAAAGACAAAACACGUGUCCUACAUGCAGAGCCCUUGUUGUACCAUCUGAAAAUGGCACUUCUGUUACUGGAUCGAGCGCUGAUAUUCAUCAGCAAGGUACAAGCACAGCCAGUACAUCUCAUGGCUUAGUCGGUGCAAAUGCCAAUAUCACUCAGCAACAGGCUAGACUCCAAGCUGCUGCUUCUGCUGCCUCAAUUUAUGAAAAGUCUUUUGUUUAUCCUUCUCCGAACGCUCUAGUCUGGUCACCUGGAUAUGCUUUACCUCCUCAAACCUUAGCGCGUCAGGGCUCUACGUCUAUGGCAAAUUCAGACGGACAGCUUCCUGGAGGGAAUGUGCAGUAUGGGCCAGGGUUGGAAAGCAAUCUUAUUGUGUCAAAUUCACAACUGGAUGCACAUAGGAAGUUAAUCGAGCACCAGAUUGAGUUUCUGCAACACCAGCUGAAGCUCAUACAAACAUCAGAUGCCAAGAGGACCGUGGAUCCAGGAACAGCUGACGUCAAGGGAAAGGGAGUUUUAUCGUCAUCUUCAGCAAUUCCAGACUGUAGUGAGAAUAGUGAGUCAGAAGUUAUAGAUAGAUAGGCCAUCAUAAGUGUAGAUGUUUACAAGGGGCAUGAGAGAAGAAAUAUCCUUCAUGGUGAAGACUUUUUACAUGAAUUCAUCCAAGGUAUUGAAAAUGGCAAGACCUUGAAAGCCAAUGUUCAGAAAACAGUGUAUUUAAGUUCACUUGUGCUUUGGACUACAAGUUCCUUGUAACACACCAGAUUAUUAGUGCCAUAAAAUAGGAAAGGACAGUGAGAAAUGACCCGUUUUCUCUUUCUAUCUUUUGAUUUUGAUUUUUGUAGGAUGGGAAAUUCCCGUUUUUAGAAGCUGGAAACUUUGUAUCCUUUUGCUUUUUAUACGUUAUAAUGCUUCCCCUGUAUUCUAUUAUUUCUACGUA